Molecule: messenger RNA, 1839 nt
Organism: Asparagus officinalis (garden asparagus)
Lineage: Eukaryota; Viridiplantae; Streptophyta; Magnoliopsida; Asparagales; Asparagaceae
Product: aspartyl protease family protein 1-like
Biological process (GO): proteolysis
Molecular function (GO): aspartic-type endopeptidase activity
Source: RefSeq, a predicted model, not a curated record
AUGGACUGGAUCGAAAUUAUGGAUGAUCCAAGGGUCUGGGGCUUGUUAUCUCACCAUCGGUUCUCCGACACAGUUCGGCGAUGGGCCGAAUCGAGAUCCACCGCUCCCGGCGGUUGGCCGGAACGAGAGCAACAGGUCGCCGAUUACUACGGCCGCCGUGCUGCCGGCCACGACCGCGGACGCCGACGCCUCCUCGAUGGAGGCGAUCAGGAGCUCACUUUCUCCGACGGCAACGCCACGGUUCGCGUCAACAGCUUGGGAUUUUUGCACUAUGCGGUGGUUGCUUUGGGGACUCCGAAUGUGACGUUUAUGGUGGCCUUGGAUACUGGAAGUGAUCUGUUCUGGGUGCCCUGUGACUGUGUUAGCUGUGCUCCGACGAGCUCCGGUACCAAUGGAUUUGAUUUUGAUUUCAGCAUCUAUAGUCCUAAUAUGUCUUCGACAAGCCAAGGCAUUCCUUGUAGCAGCAACUUAUGUGAGCGGCACAGGUGUUCUAAAGACAGCAGCCAAUGUACUUACAAUGUUGAAUAUGUGUCUGACGAUACAUCAUCUACUGGUGUUUUAAUUAAGGACCUCUUGUAUUUGACAACAGAGGAUACUAGUUCUAAAGUUGUUAAAACGCCAAUUGUUUUUGGUUGUGGAAUGAUUCAGACUGGUUCCUUUCUGGAUGCUGCAGCUCCAAAUGGCCUUUUUGGGCUUGGUAUGGACAAAUUAUCUGUUCCUAGCACCUUAUCUAGUUCUGGCAUCACAUCGAAUUCAUUUUCCAUGUGCUUUGGUCGUGAUGGUCUUGGGAGAAUUAAUUUUGGGGACAACGGAAGUUCAGACCAAGAAGAGACACCAAUCAACACCAGGAAUCUACACCCCACAUACAAUAUCAGCCUUACUGGAAUUGGUGUAAGGAACAUUUCCAUGGAAGUAGGUUUUAGUGCACUUGUUGACUCGGGUACAUCUUUCACCUACUUGGCUGAUCCAGCUUACUCAAGUCUCGCAAAAAGUUUCAACUCGCAAGUACAUGAUAAGCCAUUCACAGCUGAUUCCGAUAUCCCUUUUGAAUAUUGUUAUCAGAUAAGUUCCAAUGAGUCUAUGGUUCAGUUACCUGAUAUAAGCUUUACAGCAAAAGGUGGAAGCCAUUUUCCUAUCAAUGACCCAAUAGUUCUCAUCUCUAACGAGAAGAAACGUCAAUUCAUCUAUUGCUUGGCUGUUAUCAAGAGUACACAACUGAAUAUAAUUGGACAAAAUUUCUUGACUGGCCUUCGUGUAGUCUUUGAUCGGGACAGAAUGAUCGUGGGUUGGAAGAAGUUCGACUGUUAUAAAGUCGAGGAUUCCAACCCUCUUCCAGUGAAUCCACGAAAUUCUUCUGCAACUCCUCCGAGCAUUGCUUUUAGCCCUAGCAGUUACACUCCAGAGGCGACAAAGGGGAAAGGGCACAACGGAACUGAAGCCUCAGUUUUGACACCGGGGGCUGCAAGUAGCCACUCUUCACUAGUGAACACCUUGGCGAGCACCAUUUUACUACUGCUUCUGCUCCCUCUGUCCAUUAUUUGAUCAUUCAUUGUUGGCAGCUGAUUAUAGAAUAUAGAGCUUUUUUAUUUCGAUUUUCCUCGAUCACCCUAGUUAGGUUUUAGGGUCAGCGAUACAGUAUAGAGGAUCCCAUCUUUGGCAUUUCAUAGAUUUAUUUUUUCUCGUCAUUUGUUUUGUGUUUAUUGGAUGCCAGUUUUUUUAUUGAGUGCAGAAGCUGGCUGUAUAUAUAAAGUCAUGUACGCUGAUUCUUUACCCUAAAUAUAUUUUUGUAUACAGGUUAUAUGAAAAGUAUUUAUAUUUGACAUAUUUUGGUAUCUUAUA